AGAGAGAGAGAGAGAGAGACCACGGAACCUGUAUGCGUUAGGAGCCUGCGUACGGCGCCAUAUUGCGCCCUGAUGCCCAUUUUGCCUUUUCUCUAGCAGAGCCAAUCUGUUUCAAAUUUCACCUUUCACCUUUCACCGCCCACAUCCCUCUCUCUCUGCCACGCCGUUAUAAAAUCUUCCGACUUCGCAUAAACAAUUAACAAUAGGAUACAGCAGUGAAAUCUCACUCUCUCUUUCUCUCUCUCCCUCUAUUUCUCUCUCUAUGUUGAGUUUUGAGUUCUGCACAUACAUACAAAUAAACAUUAAGAGCACUGAAUUUCUUUGUUGUUUUAAUCUGGGUGUGGUUGAAUUUACUUCAUGAUGAUCGAGAAAUGCAGAGAUUAAAAGUGACCUUGUAGUUAUACUUGAUUGUUGGGCAUUGAAUUUUCUUGGAUUUCUCAAGGAAUGAACUUUCUGUUGAAGGAUUCGCAGAUUUAGAGGGAAGUGAAAUAUAGUAAAAGAUGAAUACGAGAGCCGGGACAAGGCUGCAGCCCAUGAAAGGUCCAGUGAAGCCUGAAAAGGGUAAGGUCGAAAAGAUAUUGGGGAACAAGCAGAGAGAUAUCACGAAAGCUGCUAAAAAAAAUCGACAAGCCUCAAGCAGAGAGAAGAAAAUAGCACUGCAGCAAGAUGUUGAUAAACUAAAGAAGCAGCUCAGGUACGAAGAGAAUGUUCACAGAGCUUUGGAGCGAGCUUUUAACAGACCUUUGGGAGCUCUUCCUCGGCUUCCUCCUUAUCUGCCUGCAGCUACGCUAGAGCUUCUCGCAGAAGUAGCUGUUUUGGAAGAGGAAGUUGUUCGGCUUGAAGAACAGGUGGUGCAUUUUAGGCAGGACUUGUAUCAAGAAGCUGUCUACAUUUCGAGCUCGAAGAAAAAUGUGGAAAGUUUAGCAGAUUUGUAUGACCUGUCCCCAAAUGAAAGUUCCAAACCAGAAAAUGCCAAGACAAUAGCUCGAAAUUUAGGGGAAUCCACAACAUCCAUAAUCGGGCAUUUGCCAACUCUUUCCGAAGAUGGACAAGGGAAAGAUAAUCAGUUGUGUACUAAUUCGGUGAAGCAGAACAAAAGUUCCUCAAUCCAUAAAGCUCAAAGAAGCAGAACUCCAGUGAAAAGACCUCCUGUCGACAAUAAACCAGCUGAGAAGCAUUUAAACCCUCAGAAAUUGGAGGUAGAUUGUAAAGCGAGAGGCCAAGAAAACGCUGAAGCAAGAAGUGUUAGCUCUGCAGAAGAAAGGUUAUCUGGAGAUGACAACCCAAACAAGAUUUCUGAGGACAUUUUGAAAUGCUUAUCGACCAUUUUCUUACGAAUGAGCACAACAAAAAGUAGGCGUACUGCAGAGAAUUUACCUUUCUUAUCGACAUUAGUGUCCCAAGAAAAUGGUGAAGAAACUGAAUAUCGAGAUCCUUAUGGUAUGUGUUCACAAUUUGGGAAGAGAGAUAUUGGUCCAUACAAGCAUUUAUUUGCUAUAGAAGCUGGCACAAUUAAUCCAAACCGAACAUCGAACUCUUUAUUUCUACUUCAUAGGCUCAAACUUCUACUUGGGAAACUUGCCUCUGUCAACUUGCAGAAGCUCACCCAUCAAGAGAAGGUUGCGUUCUGGAUAAACAUUUACAACUCCUGCAUGAUGAAUGCAUUUCUAGAACAUGGAAUACCAGAAGGUCCUGAGAUGAUUGUUGAACUAAUGCAACAGGCAACAAUAAAUGUUGGGGGACACUUGCUAAGUGCAAUAACCAUUGAACAUUUCAUCCUCAGACUACCUUAUUACUCAAAAUAUACCUUAUCAAAAGGAGCAAAAAAUGAUGAAAUGACAGUGAGGAGCAAAUUCGGAUUAGAGUUAUCUGAACCGUUAGUCACAUUUGCACUUUCAUGUGGAAGCUGGUCCUCCCCUGCUGUGAGAGUGUACACUGCAUCUCAGGUUGAGAACGAACUGGAUGUGGCAAAAAGAGAGUAUUUGCAGGCUGCAGUUGGAACUUCAACCAGAAAGUUUGCAAUCCCAAAGUUGUUGGAUUGGUAUUUACUUGAUUUUGCAAAGGACAUGGAGUCAUUGCUCGACUGGAUCUGCCUUCAAUUACCAGGCGAAUUAGGGAAGGAAGCAAUUAGGUGCCUUGAUAGAGGUAAAAUCGAGCCUCAUUCCCAGUUUGUCCAAAUUAUGCCAUAUGAGUUCAGUUUUAGGUACCUUUUGUACACACAAUGAAUUUCCUUUUUUUUUUUUUUUUUAAACAUUAUUCUGGGGGAGUUGGUGUCUCAUUUAGUCAAAUUUUGUACACAUCCUAUAGGAUAAUAUCAAAGCUAAAUGUGUAAUUAUAUCUUGUUGUAAGUACUUUGUAAAGAAAAUCCAUUAUUCUCUCCAA
Molecule: messenger RNA, 2382 nt
Organism: Hevea brasiliensis (rubber tree)
Lineage: Eukaryota; Viridiplantae; Streptophyta; Magnoliopsida; Malpighiales; Euphorbiaceae
Exons: 12
Coding region: 501-2225 (574 amino acids)
Source: RefSeq, a predicted model, not a curated record